AAAUAUAUUCAACAAGCGCCGCUUUAAUACCGCCUUUUUGCGUAAAAAAGAUCGAGAGCGAUGUCGAAGCACACCGGCGGCGAAUCUCGCAGCAACAGAGCCGCUGUUCAGGCCACCAACGACGAUGCUUCUGCUAGUAAACUCUCUUGCAUCAAGAAAGGAUACAUGAAAGAUGAUUACAUUCAUUUGUUCGUUAAAAGGCCUAUAAGGAGAUCUCCAAUAAUUAAUCGUGGUUAUUUUGCACGUUGGGCUGCUUUCCGUAAGCUUCUAUAUCAGUUUCUGAAUUGUGAAUACCGUGACGGAAGCCUUCCAAAGAAGCAGAUAUUGUCUCUUGGAGCUGGCUUUGAUACAACCUUCUUUAAUUUGCAGGAUGAUGGUAAAGCACCACAUAUGUAUGUAGAACUUGAUUUCAAGGAGGUGACUUGUAAGAAGGCAGCUCUCAUUGAAAGCAAUGCACAGCUAAGGGACAAAGUUGGGGUAUCUGCAUCAAUUUCUCGAGAGAAGGGAGAAAUAAUUGGUGAUCACUAUAAAUUACUUCCUGUUGACUUGCGUGAAAUUGAUAAGUUAGAUCAUAUCUUAAAGCUGGCUGAUUUAGAUCCAAGCUUGCCAACAUUUAUAAUUGCAGAAUGCGUUUUAAUAUACUUGGAUCCAGAAUCAAGUCGCAGUCUAGUUGGUUGGGCUUCAAAAACAUUUUCCACAGCAAUAUUCUUCUUGUAUGAACAGAUUCAUCCGGAUGAUGCUUUUGGUCAGCAGAUGAUCAUGAAUUUGGAGAGUCGAGGCUGUGCUCUACUUGGCAUAAAUGAUACACCAACCUUACUUGCAAAGGAAAAACUUUUUCUAGACCAGGGAUGGCAGAGGGCUACUGCUUGGGACAUGCUAAAAGUGUACAGAAGUUUUAUUGAAGCUCAAGAAAAGCGAAGGAUAGAACGGUUGGAGUUGUUUGAUGAAUUUGAAGAAUGGCAUAUGAUGCAGGAGCACUACUGUGUGGCUUAUGCAAUCAAUGAUGCUAUGGGUCUAUUUGUGGAUUUUGGUUUUCCCAAAGAUGAGAUCUUGUCUGGUUCCCCAUCAACGGGCUCCCCAAUGAAAUCCCAAAUCUCUUCCUAGUUGAUGUUCUUGAACAGAAAUUCAGAAGAUUGCAUGAUCUUUUGGUAUUGUGUGAAGCAAAUGGUACCAGUUCCAUUGGAUCUCAGGUACAGAAGUGGUCUCUCAGCUAGUUACACAAAUAGCCCUACCCAUAUUACCCAGAGACAAUGAUGUUUGUGGAUUUACUUGUCUGUAUUUUUUUUGACCUCAAAUGAGCUACUCUUCUUUUUUGCUAGCUGUUUAGCAAUGAAAACAUGGUAGGACCUUUAUAUCUCAAAGAUGACUCGUCCCAUGGAUUCUGUUAUCUUCAACUUGCAUGUGUUGGGUUCUUGUUAUAAAUGAUGUUCAUUCCCUCUUUUCUUA
Molecule: messenger RNA, 1446 nt
Organism: Daucus carota subsp. sativus
Lineage: Eukaryota; Viridiplantae; Streptophyta; Magnoliopsida; Apiales; Apiaceae
Product: leucine carboxyl methyltransferase 1 homolog
Exons: 13
Coding region: 61-1104 (347 amino acids)
Biological process (GO): methylation
Molecular function (GO): methyltransferase activity
Source: RefSeq, a predicted model, not a curated record